GAAGGUGAAAAAGUCACAUCAGCUAUCUGCAAUGGUGCAACUUUCGCUCUCCCAGUUUCGCAGGCUUUCUCCCCCUGGAGAGGAAGAAAAAGAGAGGGGUCGGAAAAUGACAAAACAGAAGCAGCAUAGCCCGGCGUCGAGCCCAGCGGCAUUCUCUCCGCAGUCUGUCCAUUCAUCCACUGCCACCUCCCUUUCUCAGGCGUAUGAGACGUACAUUGAGAACGGACUUAUCUGUCUGAAACAUAAGAUUCGCAACAUUGAGAAGAAGAAGGUGAAAUUAGAAGAUUAUAAAGAGCGUCUGGAUAAGGGAGAAGCUCUCAAUCAAGACCAAACUGAGGCAGUGGAGAAGUAUGAUGAAACGUUACAUAAUUUAGAAUUUGCCAAGGAGCUUCACAAAACCUUUUCUGCUUUAAGUCAAGAUCUUCUGAAAGUGCAGAAGAAAACACAGCGACGUGAGCAAGCUUUACGUAUGGAAGCAGAGAAAAAACGUUUGCGCACAGUUUUGCAAGUCCAUUAUGUUUUGCAGAACCUUAGCCAGGAGCAUAUACAAAAGGAUUUUAAGGAUGGCUUGAAUGGAGCUAUGUAUGUGUCUUCCAAAGAACUCAACUACCUCGUCAGAUUUUCCAAACUAGUCUCUCUUGAAAGGGAUGAAAAACUGAGCCUUGAAGACCAAAUGGAAGAUAUUUCGUUGUACCUUUGGGAACUGUUGGAAGGUUCUGAGAAGGCAGUAGCUGGUACAACAUAUAAGCGCUUGAAGGAACUUCUAGGUAGUCUCUUGGAAUGUGGGUAUUUUGAAUGCAUUCCUUUUCCCCACAGUGAAAUGCAGGAACAAGAAGUUGUGUUGAAGGAACCAGAGAUUCAAAAACCAAAGGAAAAUUUAAAAACUCUUAAGGAACUGGGUAUCAUUGAUAAAGCUGAAAACAGGGAGAGAAGCUCAGAAAUGUCCGAGUUGCUUCAGAAUGAAGUCCCACUAGCUCCAAGAGAGAAAAGGGAAAUUCCUCAGAAGCAUGUUGUACAACCAAAGCAGGUCUCGAAGCCAGAGCAGCAACCACCAGCUCUUGAGUUCAUCUCCUCCAACUCUUCAAAGUCAUUGCCUAAUGACCCAGCACUCAGGCAACAAGAGCUACAGGAUAUCAUAGCACAGUUCCAGGGGACAUGUAAUUUUAUGCAGGACUCCAUGUUAGACUUUGACAAAUCAAGUGCCAGUCCUUCUCCGCUGCAACGUUCACCAUGCACCUUAACAGCAAGUCCCAAAGUUUCGAAGGAGCAGAGUCUACAGAACCAAAAUGAGACUGUUCAAAGCACAGCACAGGAUGAUCUAACUUAA
This is a messenger RNA of Protopterus annectens (West African lungfish), 1327 nucleotides long. It is a transcript of the gene CAPRIN2, whose product is annotated as caprin family member 2. The record is from RefSeq and is a predicted model, not a curated record. Gene Ontology annotation, molecular function: signaling receptor binding. Gene Ontology annotation, cellular component: cytoplasm. Gene Ontology annotation, biological process: positive regulation of canonical Wnt signaling pathway. Bases 32 to 1327 code for a protein of 431 amino acids. Lineage: Eukaryota; Metazoa; Chordata; Ceratodontiformes; Protopteridae. The transcript is spliced from 14 exons.